Molecule: messenger RNA, 1989 nt
Organism: Macadamia integrifolia
Lineage: Eukaryota; Viridiplantae; Streptophyta; Magnoliopsida; Proteales; Proteaceae
Exons: 4
Coding region: 482-1453 (323 amino acids)
Source: RefSeq, a predicted model, not a curated record
AAAAAAAAAAAAAAAAACUAACUGCAUAUUUUCUGCAGGAAUUUCUGACUGGCGCGCACGCACUACUGCACUACCCAGUGCCGAACUUAUGACGGUUUUAUCGGUUUUAUAUGCUACUUGAAAUCUUUACAAGUGUUUUCCAAUUCUACAGAAGAAAGACCCCCGGAACUCUGGAAGGCUCAAGGCUGAAAUAAUAAAAUUCCUAUAGUUUCCCGAUUAGUCAAUCACUUGAGGAUCCGGGUCCCCUUCCUCACCAACUUUCUCUUUCUCUCGAGGAAAUUACAAUCUUGGGGAAUGCCUAUAAAUACUGUUCCAUGUAAAGCAUUAAAGAAUCUUUGCAUUCAGUGCUCUUUUCAUGCCCUAGGCUAUUUAAGUGUUAUCACUUAAUUGGGUUUGCAGCAAGCCAUUCGAGGAAUUCAAUAUCUAAAGUAUUGCUGGGUUAGCCUUGGACCAUCAUCAACAAAAAAUUUUAAAGAAGCUCAUGGGUGCUGAAGUUGGCAUUGAUGUGGGAAGAAGGCGGCGAUUACCACCUUGGAUGCAGGGAGUAGCUGCAGCUGACCAAGGAUGUAAGUCUGGGAAUAAAGAUGAAGAGAAUGUUUCAUCAGGACUAGCAAAUUCAUCCUUUGCUCCCCAGCCCAAGAGAAAACCUAAAGCUAAGAGGCUUGAAAAAGAAGCCCAACUUUGUGACAAGGAACUUGGGGAAGUGGAUUCAAGCUUACUAGUAAAAUGCACAAAAAAGUCGGGAAAAACAAAUCUCUUUCAAAGAGAUGUGGAUAGUGAUGGUCUUACCCAUAAUGAAGAUGAAGUUCCGAAGAGAAGAACAAAGAGAAGUUGUGGCACUCAGAUUGCAGUUCGGGAAGCUGCUUCUGAAAGGAAACGAGGAGGAAAGAAUUACAGGGUUGAAAGUAGUGCUGAGAUCCCGGCCCUGUCACCUAGUGAAGAGGAUGGAGAACUGACAAUGGAAGAUCUAAUGAGCAUUGCUGAAGAGUAUGUCAAAGCUGAUAAUGAUAUCAACAAUCAACCAUCUGAAAGAGAAGAAGCCACAUCAGUAACCCAACCUCUGGAAGCCAACUUCUCUAGCAUAGAGAUAGAGUCAGGUGGUUCUCUGAAGUGCACUCAAAGCAGCAGGGGAUCAUCCAAUAAUCCAGCAGAAAGUUCAAAUUUUAAUUUAAGCAAGACUGGGUUCAAGGAUCAGGAUGAUUCAAUAAGUAAAAGCAUAAUCACUGAUCUCAGAAGAACAGGGGACCCUACUCAAGAUAUGUUGGAUUUAUUUUUAGGUCCACUGCUCAAGAAACCCCAAAAAGAGGAAAAAAAGAUGGAAAUUACUACCGAGGAGAUCUUGGCUUAUGAAUUCAGGAAGCAAAGUGAAAGCAAGAAUGUUGAGUCAGAAGUAGUCCCUUUGGUGAAGAAGAAAAGCAGCCUUAAGGACAAGAUCUCCAUGUUUCUUGAUUGAAUAGGUUCUCUGUUCUGGUAUGCUGCCAUGCGCAAGAAGUGAGGUGGGAAUACAUGACACAAUAUCUGUCAUUGUGCGUCCAAUCUUUGUUUCACAUCUUCACUGCAGAACAUAAAUCUCUCCCUUUGGUGAAGAAUAAGAGCAGACUUAAAGACAAGGUUUCCAUGUUUCUUGAUUGAAAAGGGUUUUCUGUUCUGGUAUGCUGCCAUGCAUGGGAACUGGGAAGUGAGGCAGGAGUACAUGACAGAAUCUCCCAGAGUCCCAAAUCAAUAGUGCAGCAAAUCUUUGUUUCGUAUCUUCACCACAGAAUGUAUUUUUUGCCAACAUAAAUCUCUCCAUACGUCUUUGUGACAAGACAUGCUUUUCAACUCAGCACACACACACAAGUUAUCAACUCUUUGCAGGGACUUUACUUAGAGGUAGCAUAUAUUGCUCAAUAGUUCGGAAAUAAGGCAGCAUGAAUGGAGGGUUCCUAUGGUUUAAGUUUUCAUGACUUAUCAUUGAAGUUAAUAAAGUUAUUUGUUCUUACCCUGUCA